Molecule: messenger RNA, 984 nt
Organism: Blepharisma stoltei
Lineage: Eukaryota; Ciliophora; Heterotrichea; Heterotrichida; Blepharismidae
Source: the annotation of a GenBank genome assembly
AUGUCUGAAAAUUUAUCAAGCGUAUGCGCAAGAGCAACACUGAAUAAUAUUGUCCUCGAAAUUAGUCAAGGAAGUGUUUUAGAUUUGGAAGUUGAAACAAUUGUCAAUGCUGCAAAUGAGCAGCUUCAAAACUUUGGCGGACUUGCCCAUCAAAUAGUGGAAAGUGGAGGUGAUAUCAUCCAAAAUGAAUGCGAUCAAGCGAUUUCUACCUUAGGGAUUAUUAAAACAGGACAAAUUGUUGAAACUGGAGCAGGAAGUUUGAAAUUUGUGAAAAUAUUGCACACUGUUGGGCCAAGGGUGGAAAAUAAACAAGAAAAUGAAAGACACAAGCAAGAAUUGGUUUCAGCUAUUUAUGAAUCAAUUAUUUACGCUAAUAAUUCCCAACUUAGAUCAAUAGGCAUUCCUGCAAUUUCCUGUGGAAUAUUUGGAUAUCCAGUUGAUAAGGCUGCAAUAAGACAUUUAGAGGCUUUUAUUUUAUAUGCAGGAAUGUUUGUUACAAGCAAUCAACAUAUCUAUAUAAAAAAAAUUGCUUUUAGCUUGUACACAGAAGGGGAGCUCUCUGCAUUUUUAACUGCUUUAUGGCAAAAGCUUGAGGUAUUCGAUACUGUUGAAUAUAUUGGUUCAGCUAAAGAUAGAUCAUACAAGGCAAAUGUCGGAUUUUGCGAAUUAUGCAAUCAAUCAAUAGAAAACAAAGAAGCGUUUAUGAACAUUACUGGACUAUGCUGUGGCAAGAUAUGCAACUUUUGCAUUUUUCAGCACUGCCAAGCAACUUGUCCAUGUGAUCAGUUUCGGUUCCCAGAUGAUGUGAUCGAUAGCUUAUAUAAAUAUAUUUUAUGCCGAAAAUGUUGCAGCUAUAAGCCUAAUUCAGAAAUGGGCUGCAGUUGCAGACAAAUUUGCACAUCUUGUGUCUAUGUCAUGCCUGUUGAUUUCAAUGGUUCAAGGAAGUGCAUCUGUGGAAAUAAAAUUAAAAGCGAAUUAUCAUAA